AUGUUAUGUAAAUAUAUAGUUAUACAUAUCUUACAAAAGCGAUUAGUUUGUGAAUUAUUAAUUGAGUGUUAAAAAUUGAUGCUCAUCAAAUAACCGUCAAUCGUGGGCACAAUUGGACUAUGGGUCCUUAUAGAUGGACUUACCGGAUACUAUACUCUUGAUUACUACAUGAGAAGUGGUAUGCUUGAUAAUGGUUUUAAAAUAUUUAUUCCUACGAGUUCAGUUAGUCAUCAUACGUUAAUUUAGUAUAAGAUACAAUUUUCACAGUUUGGAUAAUAAUAUUAUUUUACUGCCAUAGUGUGCUCCAUUCAGUGAUUCAUUCCAAGUCGCGUGUUUACUACAAGGCUUGAAAUUGUUGGUUCGUUCAAAUCAGAUUUUCGUAUAUUAAACAGAAAAUCUAAAUAAGGUUUGUUCCAAAAACAAGACGAAUGUAUCCAUAGAUUAAUGAAUAAAUACUUGAAACCGAACAAUUGAGCAAUUUUCGUAUGAAGCCAUGAGAAGUGGUACGCAAUUUAUAUGGACUCGAUCAUUUUGCUGGGACAUGGAAAGGCUUUAGAUACAUUUGCUCAAUACAGAUUAAAGAAAAAGAAUAUGAUGAAAUUCAAUAUGUUUGUGUUUGUGCUUGCUUUUGCAAUGUAUAUCAAAGUUAAUGCACACGUCUGGAUGGAUAAAAAGGAAUAUUUGAAGAAUGUAAAGAUUUCAUCUGAUUAUAAAGAGUUCCUCAACAUGAUGGCAAAGGUUACCGGUGUUUCUCUUAAAUACUUGGACGUGCCCUUGGUACAAGAAUGGUUCCUCAGUGACUGGCCAAUGGAUAACACAUCCCUUCAAUCGGAAUAUGGGUCGUUUGCUGUAUCCACAUCAACAAGAACAUUGGACAUUCUGUGCGCAUAUUACCAGUCAAUUGGCGAAUGUGAACUUGUGGAAAUUUACUGCUUCAACACGGACUGUCCUUGACCUCUGAAUGUUAAGUAACCUUGAACUUGAAUACAUUAUUACGCGCAGUUUAUAUUGGUGUCUUGGCCUGUUUGCCAGGAAAUAUAAA
Messenger RNA from Mya arenaria, 1042 nucleotides. RefSeq lists its product as uncharacterized. Bases 517 to 954 code for a protein of 145 amino acids. The transcript has 3 exons. The record is from RefSeq and is a predicted model, not a curated record. NCBI's taxonomy places the organism in Eukaryota, Metazoa, Mollusca, Bivalvia, Myida, Myidae.